GGACCGGGACCGGCCCCGGGCCGGCUGCGCGGCACGCACCGUUUCGCACGUUGGGCUGAAACACGGCAAACAAGGAAUAUGAACAGGAAAACAAGGCGCUGGAUCUUCCACAUCUUCCUGAGCCUGGGGAUUGUGUAUAUCAAGAUCGGGGGUUUUUCCUCUGUGGUGGCCCUCGGAGCCAGCAUCAUCUGUAACAAGAUCCCGGGUCUGGCCCCCCGGCAGCGGGCGAUCUGCCAGAGCAGGCCCGACGCUAUUAUCGUCAUCGGGGAAGGGUCCCAGAUGGGCAUCAACGAGUGCCAGUUCCAGUUCCGCAACGGGCGCUGGAACUGCUCUGCCCUGGGAGAGAGGACCGUCUUCGGGAAGGAGCUCAAAGUGGGUAGCAGAGAAGCAGCAUUCACAUACGCCAUCAUUGCUGCUGGAGUAGCACAUGCAAUCACAGCUGCCUGUACACAGGGCAACCUGAGUGACUGUGGCUGUGACAAAGAAAAACAAGGACAGUACCAUAAAGAGGAAGGAUGGAAAUGGGGAGGCUGCUCUGCAGACAUCAGAUAUGGAAUAGGAUUCGCCAAAGUAUUUGUGGAUGCCCGGGAGAUUAAGCAAAAUGCAAGGACACUCAUGAAUCUGCACAACAAUGAGGCUGGGCGGAAGAUUCUGGAAGAAAACAUGAAGUUAGAGUGCAAGUGCCAUGGGGUCUCAGGAUCUUGUACCACUAAAACAUGCUGGACAACUCUGCCUAAGUUCCGGGAGCUGGGCUACAUCCUUAAGGACAAAUACAACGAAGCUGUUCAAGUCGAACCAGUGAGGGCAAGUCGUAACAAGCGUCCCACCUUCCUGAAAAUAAAGAAGCCACUUUCCUAUCGCAAACCCAUGGAUACAGAUUUAGUGUAUAUAGAGAAAUCUCCCAAUUAUUGUGAAGAAGACCCUGUCACUGGCAGUGUGGGAACACAGGGCAGGAUGUGCAACAAGACAGCCCAGCAGUCCAACGGCUGUGAUCUCAUGUGCUGUGGUCGAGGUUACAAUACACACCAGUACUCAAGAGUGUGGCAGUGCAACUGCAAAUUUCAUUGGUGCUGCUAUGUUAAAUGCAACACUUGCAGUGAGAGGACAGAAGUAUAUACCUGUAAGUGAGCACGUGGCUGGGCAGGCUGGCAUGUCCCUGGCCACGAAUACAUUUGCACAUGCACUCAAAGUACCUACAGAAGACUGCAGGAAAGACCUUCUCUCCCAGAAGAAAUGCUGAUGAAUGGAGCCCUCUCUUUUCUUCUCAUGUUUCACUGCUUCUGUGAAUACACAUUUCAGACUCAUAUGAAAGUCAGCCAGGAAACAAAAACAAAGAACCCCCACCCUGAGCCACCUGACACACAAAACAGGGAGGGAAAAAAGAUCAUCUCAGUUAAUGUGCGCCUCUAAAGCAAGAAGUAUUGACUGCCUUGUGAAGAGACACCGCUCAGAGGAAAAGUUCUGAGCUUCGCAACUAACUCUUGGUUUGGAAAAACUUCAGUGUAACAAGGAGCAGCGAGGGGCAGAGGAGAAAUCCUCAAAAAGGGCUUUGCACAGGAUGGGAUGGACAGUGCCUUGUCGUGAACUGCCCAUGUGAGUGUGUGGAUGACACAGAAUUAGGCUUCUACACUCGUGAAAAGCUUCUGCUGCUCUUGCCCAUCUUUCCACUUCAUACUAUUUGCUACAGCAAGUAGAACUUUUGAAGUUUUCUGUAGACACUGCUUUAUCUGCCUUUCUUGUGUGUGUGUGUGUGCUGCAGAUUUCAGCACAGGGAGUUGGGACACUUCAGCAUAAUAAUAGCAAUAUUUAACAAUUUAUUCAGAUAAAACUAAUAUUAAUUUAUUUAAUUAAAAAGAACUCUACCAACAUUUUUGGAUCUAUUCUGCAAUUAAAGUAGAUAGCUGGCUUUGUGGAAUAAUUUUGUAGAAACAGCAAGGAAAAACGGGAGCUGUAUAUAUUAUUCUUCACUAGGAUAUUUCUAUUAGUUGGACUUGCAGGAUGUGUUCUACAGUACUAGAUGUUUAAGUACAAAAGCUGGCAUCUUUAUAUAUAUAUGUACAUACACAAACACACACUGUUGUUUUGGGGUUUUUUGUUUGUCUGUUUGUUUGUUUUCUCCUGUUUGCUGCUAGAUGUCUGGAACAAAAGUCAAGUGGUAGGGGUUGCAAAUCUUUACCAGUUUUGGGGUGGUUUUCCUUCCAUUAAAGAAAGAAAUGUUGCUAAAAUCCUGUUUGGAAUAUGUCUAAAAAAAAAAGAAAAUCCAGACAAACCCAUCUUUUGGAAAAAUCAACCAUAGGAUAAGAGAGUAUAUUUUGUAAGAGACUAUUUUUAUAUAAAUAUUUUAUUUAUACUA
Melopsittacus undulatus (budgerigar) is the source of this 2353-nucleotide messenger RNA. RefSeq names its product Wnt family member 7A (gene WNT7A). The record is from RefSeq and is a predicted model, not a curated record. The coding region runs from base 79 to 1128 and encodes 349 amino acids. Gene Ontology annotation, biological process: canonical Wnt signaling pathway; multicellular organism development; cell fate commitment. NCBI's taxonomy places the organism in Eukaryota, Metazoa, Chordata, Aves, Psittaciformes, Psittaculidae. The transcript is spliced from 4 exons. Gene Ontology annotation, molecular function: cytokine activity; frizzled binding. Gene Ontology annotation, cellular component: extracellular region.